Molecule: messenger RNA, 1690 nt
Organism: Scaptodrosophila lebanonensis
Lineage: Eukaryota; Metazoa; Arthropoda; Insecta; Diptera; Drosophilidae
Product: innexin inx3
Exons: 5
Coding region: 1-1185 (394 amino acids)
Biological process (GO): phototransduction
Cellular component (GO): gap junction; plasma membrane
Molecular function (GO): gap junction channel activity
Source: RefSeq, a predicted model, not a curated record
AUGGCGGUCUUUGGCAUGGUCUCGGCUGUGUCCAGCUUCGUCAAGAUACGGUAUCUGCUGGACAAGGCGGUCAUCGAUAAUAUGGUGUUUCGAUGCCACUACAGAAUCACGACAGCCAUUCUAUUUGUCUGCUGCAUUAUUGUGACAGCUAACAAUCUAAUUGGUGAUCCCAUAAGCUGCAUCAACGACGGCUCCAUUCCCAUGCAUGUGAUCAACACAUUCUGUUGGAUCACCUACACCUUUACGAUACCUGGCCAGCAGCACAGACAGAUCGGCACCGAUGUGGCCAGCUACGGCCUGGGCAAUGAGUAUGGGCAGGAGAAGCGCUAUCACAGCUACUAUCAGUGGGUGCCGUUUGUGCUGUUCUUUCAGGGUCUGAUGUUCUAUGUGCCGCACUGGAUAUGGAAAAAUAUGGAGGAUGGCAAGAUCCGUAUGAUCACCGAUGGUCUGCGCGGCAUGAUCACUGUGCCCGAGGACUAUCGCAAGGAUCGGCAGGAUCGCAUAAUCAAAUAUUUCAUGGACAGCCUGAACUCGCACAAUGGCUAUUCGUUUGCGUAUUUCUUUUGCGAACUCCUGAACUUCGUGAACGUUAUUGUGAAUAUUUUCAUGGUGGAUAAAUUUUUGGGCGGUGCUUUUAUGUCCUAUGGUACUGAUGUGCUCAAGUUCUCGAACAUGGACCAGGAGAAGCGUUUCGAUCCAAUGAUAGAGAUCUUUCCCCGACUCACGAAAUGCACGUUCCGUAAAUUUGGACCCAGCGGUUCUAUACAGAAGCACGAUACGCUUUGUGUGCUCGCUUUGAAUAUACUGAACGAGAAGAUCUAUAUCUUCCUAUGGUUCUGGUUCAUCAUACUGGCCAUCAUCUCAGGCGUUGCUGUGCUCUAUUCAUUGGUGGUGGUUAUGAUGCCCACCACGCGGGAGACAAUCAUUAAGCGAUCGUAUCGCUCGGGACAGCGAAAGGAAAUAGCGGGCUUGGUCAGGCGCCUAGAAGUUGGAGACUUUUUGAUUCUACACUUCCUCAGUCAGAACCUCACCACGAAAUCCUACAGUGAUUUGCUGCAACAACUCUGCGGAUUGCUGGGCGCCUCGCGUACGCCCUCUGCUCCGUCAACGCUUGAAAUGAAUCCCAUCAACCAUCCGAUCUAUCCACCGGUAGACAGUUUCGGCGGAAAGGAGACCGAAACAUAGGCAUCCGGAGUGCGAUGUGCAACAACAAACAAUUUCAAUGAUUUCUCAAUAAUUUUUGUAGGCAGAUGAGUUAUAGGGAAUAACACUUGGAGGUUCGAAGUUGGAGAAAGUAAAUUGAUGUUCAAGGCAGGUUAGCAACGUUCUAGGCUCUAGAUUUUUUUUAAAUUUAAGACUGUCGUAAGCGAAUGGGAAAUGAAUUUGAAAUCAAGAAUAAUUCUUUAGCAAAAUUUUUUUUCUUUCUAAAACAAAUUUUUAUCGAAACUCCUAGGCCAAGACCCAUAUAUAGAUGGAGAAGCGUUCAAGAAGCGAGACAGAGCAGGGAAGUAGGGGAUGAAGUAGAAGUGAAGAAACACACAGGCAGACCGUGCAAUUAGUAGGUUGGAUUGUGGUUGUGGUUGCUGUGGCUCUGUUUUUGGCAGCCAACACAUUUGAAAGGUACAUAAUCUAUGCUUAUAGUAACGUAAACAUGAUGCGCCAUCUAAAAUAUAGAAUUUAAGUUUAAUAA